Papilio polytes (common Mormon) is the source of this 893-nucleotide messenger RNA. RefSeq names its product MIT domain-containing protein 1-like. The record is from RefSeq and is a predicted model, not a curated record. Bases 108 to 833 code for a protein of 241 amino acids. The transcript is spliced from 5 exons. Lineage: Eukaryota; Metazoa; Arthropoda; Insecta; Lepidoptera; Papilionidae.
GUAGUUUACAGUUCAAUUUACUGUUUUCAUUAUGCAAAAUAUUAUUAUGUAAAUUCUAAAUAACAGAUGGGAACCCCAGCGUCCAUUGUUGAUUGUUGUUGGUAAAAAUGAAUGUCGAUAGUAUGGCUGUAAAUAUCCUCAAGCGAGGCGUAGAAUUCGAUACGAAAAAACGUUAUACGGAGGCUCUAGUAUGUUACCAAGAAGGCUUACAAAUUUUAAUAGACAGAAUGAAAGAAGAAUGCGACGAUGAUGUAAAGAAAUAUUUAAAAGAAAGAGUAGAAGACUAUAUGGGUAGAGCUGAAAAUAUUAAAAAGUUGAUUGCAAAGCAGAAAGAAAGUGGUAAAUUUCAUGAACAAGUUCAAAUUAAAAAUAAUUCGACUGGUCAUAGUUAUAAAACACUUUUUGGUAGAUUUCUUGAUAAAGAUGUUCAAUAUGUUAUAGUGGAAGAUCCAUACAUAAGAAAUUUUCAUCAGUGUCAAAAUUUCUUAAGACUCUGUGAGCUACUUGUAACAUCUUGCAGUGAUUUAAAAAAAAUAGAACUUGUUACAACAAAAGACAACAAAUCAGCGGAUGUACAGAUGAAAUAUUUUAAAGAAUUAAGAAACAAUUUAAUGAAAUAUAAUAUACAAUUUUUUGCAAAGUAUUCAGAUACUUUGCAUGACAGACAGAUUGUAUUAGAUUCUGGCUGGAUAAUAAAAAUUGGCAGGGGUUUAGAUAUUUUUAAACCGCUCGAGAAUAAAUUUUGUUUAGGCGUCUACGAUUUGGAUUUGAGACAAUGUCAUGAAACUACUGUAGAUAUCAUGCAUUCGAAGCAUGUGAAACAAUCAUCUUGAUGUUUGUAGAUUUAUGAUUAAUUUAAGGUUAAAUGUUUACUAAAUAUAUUUUUAAUAUAA